ACAGACCUUCUCUUUCCCUUUCCACCUGCAGCUCACCGCUCAAUAAACUAGCUUUCUUCACAUUGAUCAAAGAUCAAAAAGCUAAGGUCACUGUAACAGCAAUUGCAACUUGCAACCCAAAAUCGUCUCUAUUGGGUUGUUCAGUAACCCUCAGAACCCAACCUUCUCUUUCUCCAUUUAGCUAAGUGCACAGAUCUGAGUCCAUAAAUCCUUGGUUUCAUGAAUAAUCAACCGUAAAGCCUGCUCUUUUUUGCAGCUGAAUUUAAUGGCCAUUUACGAGUGAACAAGGGUUUUUGGCCGAUUUUUCUCUUCCUUCAGUGGAAAUAACCAAUGGGUAUUUCGUUUUCCUGUGAAAAGUUAUUUCCUUUAUUCUUAUGGGAUUGAUCUCUCGAGUGGGUUUCCGAAAAUUUCAAAGCUAAGUUGAGAUUUUCAGUGAGAAAGGCAAGUUAUUUUCACUCUUCUUUCUAUUCCUAGAAUUUUACAAUCGAAGAAGAUGAUGCAGUUGCUGUUCUUAGUUCUUUUUUCUGAGGGUGUUGUGGCAUUCCUUCUUUUGGUAAAGAUUGGCCCUUUAAGGGAGCUUGUGAUUAAGAGUCUGGAUCAGCUCAAAAUGAAAAGGGGCACUGUAUUAACCAUCGCAGGCACUAUGUUUGCCAUUUUCAUGUCAAGCUUUUUUAGCAUUGUUAAGAUUCAGAACAGAGGUGCAAAACUAGGUUCCAUGUCACCCAUGGAUCAGGUUCUUUGGAGGACCCACUUGCUCGAGGCUUCACUCAUGGGUUUUACCCUAUUUCUUGGCUUCAUUAUUGAUCGAAUGCAUCAUUAUCUUCAAAAGCUCAUUGGAUUGAGGAGAAAUGUCGGAGCUUCAAAGGAAGAACUUGAGAAGCUUCAGAAAGAGAAGACACAGCUUAAAGAAGAGGAGGAGAAACAUUCCAAGGAAGUAAAGUUGCUGAAAGAAGAAAUUUCAGCAUUAACGAAAAGUUUGAAAAAGCUCAAGGCUGAGUCUGAUGAGAAGGAUAAAAGAGUUGAAACUGCCGAAGCCCAUGUGGCUGCCCUCCAGAAACAAGCUGCAGAUCUAUUACUCGAAUAUGAUCGUCUCUUAGAAGACAACCAAAAUCUUCAAAAUCAAGCUCUAGGAUACAAGAGUUGACAAAAAUUUCUAAAGAGAACCUUCUUAACUCACGACUCGAGGAUCGUUUUGGCCCUGGUAUUUUUGUCAAACCAUCUCUUGCCAAGGGUGGUCAAUUACUUGUUUGAUGUUAAAUUUUUGUAAUUCUGACGAAUGUAGAAUUUUGUCAGUUUGCCAAUCUUUGCAUGGCUCUACUGGUUGAACUGCAUUUGCCCACAUGGUCCUGAGAAAUACUCGUGUCCAUUUUGAUUAGUUUCUAAAGGAGGAUUCUAACGUGGCUUUUUUCUUUCCCCUA
Molecule: messenger RNA, 1418 nt
Organism: Humulus lupulus (European hop)
Lineage: Eukaryota; Viridiplantae; Streptophyta; Magnoliopsida; Rosales; Cannabaceae
Exons: 2
Coding region: 494-1144 (216 amino acids)
Biological process (GO): intracellular protein transport; endoplasmic reticulum to Golgi vesicle-mediated transport
Cellular component (GO): endoplasmic reticulum; endoplasmic reticulum membrane
Source: RefSeq, a predicted model, not a curated record